Messenger RNA from Notothenia coriiceps (black rockcod), 2000 nucleotides. RefSeq names its product glucocorticoid modulatory element-binding protein 1-like. Bases 1 to 840 code for a protein of 279 amino acids. The record is from RefSeq and is a predicted model, not a curated record. The transcript has 2 exons. Lineage: Eukaryota; Metazoa; Chordata; Actinopteri; Perciformes; Nototheniidae.
AUGAGCAGUCUGAUAGUUAAUAAAUGUGCUGACGUUGUGCUGUGUGUAGACCUGGAGGUGCAGCUGGAGGACCAGAGGAAGCAGCAGCAGGUCCGGGCUCUGCUCUCCUGCCCUCAGCCCGCGGCCAAAACAAAAACCCCCCCCAAGCGUCCGCCCAAACGCCCCCGCCUGCAAAGACCCGCCUCAACCAGCGCCACCCUCCUUUCCUCCCCCAUCACCCAGCAGCAGACCCUGCAGCCCCAGCAGUUCACCGUGCUCUCCCCCAUCUCCCUCACCUCCAUGGGGCAGCCCUUCACCAUGGCCGGCCUCUCCUCCUCCAACACCGUCACGCUGCUGCCCGCCGGCUCGCAGCUCUUCACCCGCUACAUGCUGGCCGGGGACGGGAAGACGGACACCAUCACGCUGCACCCGUCCUCCGGCCUCACGCUGCUGGGCACCGCGCUGCAGGACUCGGGGCAGCUGGGCACCAUGGUGAGCCCCGUGGAGCUGCUGCAGCUCACCCAGCAAGGGGGCGGAGAGGGGAUGGCCCUCGAGGGACAGAUGGUGGACGGAGCCAUGCUGGUGCAUCAGGAGGGCGAGGUGGGGCAGGACCACACGGUCAUCGAGAUCAACCCGGCGCCCAUGGAGCAGGCGGUGGGCGUGAUGGAGCUGCAGCUGAGCGGGGACUCGGGUCAGGACGCCAUGAUGAUACAGACCGGCAUGGAGGAGACGCAGUGCCAAAUGCAGGAGGUGCAGACUGGGGGGGUGGAGGGGCUGCAGCUGGACGCAAGCGGACAGCUGUCGGGCGUCCAGAUCGUAGUCAUAGAGGACAACACUCAGGAAGAACACAAGGAUAAAUGAGACUCUCUUAUUUUAUCCCGCGGACUGUCAGACUGUAAAUGCUGAAUCUCCGAAUCCACUCUUUGCCUUGGCCUAAGACCAAGCUCUUGGGGAACAGUCUAUCUGCCAGCAAUGUGAACCCGGAAAUGUUGAGUACCCCACAUUUUAAUGUUAGAAUGCAGUUUUGAGUGCCCUAAAACAUUCAAAUGGAAUCAAAUUCAUCAAAAUCAGUCCUCGGGAGUACAGGUAAGGCCACUUUCUGGUUAAAACUGCUCUGAAAAUGGCAGAAAUGAAUUCAACAUCCUCAAUAACUAUUGUAUGUAUAUGCUCAUUAAUGCUUAUUAAUGCAACUUAUGCUAAUUUAGCAUAUUGCCCAACUUGUGAAAGUUAGCUGGGGACCCGUACUUUAUAUUUCUUACAUAAAAACGUUGGGGUACUCCACAUUUCCGGGUUCACGACAGGACUCUAUGAGCUGGUAAAUAGACUAGUAGUCAGCCAUUUUUCCUUUUCUUGGUGUGUGUGUGUGUGUUGGUGUGUGUGUGUGUGUGUGUGUACAUGCUCCCUUAACAUUUGUAUUGAAACAAAGAGGCUUCACAACAACAAAUAUUCUGUUGCUUAUGUCAGUUUUGUAUUUUAAGUACAAUUGCGGUUUAUUACAACUUGAAGUAUUAGUAGUUUUGGCUCUGAUUUCUAGCUGUUAUAACGACAUUGUACUCAUCAGGUUACAUACUGAGAUGGGGCAGAACAAAAAUCCAGAUAUCUCACAAAAAACGUGUGUUUGUGUGCCCACAGUUUUCCUGUACGAUGAUUCCCAACAUGUUGUGUGUUCACUUGCAGUUUUAUUAAAAGGGCUGGAUUAGAAUUUCCUUAAACCUGGUUUCCCCAUCAGGUCCAUUUGCUCCAUAGCUGUGAGGAGACUGAUGUCUGAUUCGGCAAGAACAUGUUAACAUUCUAUUUUAAGGGAUUAUAACCUUGGGUACAGAUUUAGAGCUAAAAUGAAUACUUAAUCAUCACCAAAAUGACCAUUUGUAUAUCAACAACUCUCCCUGAACUCUUGGAGAAUAGUUUCUUACAUGCUUCGACAGUGAACAAAAAAAUCUCCAAACGUAUGAAAGUCUGGAUGAAUUCAAGUAAGACGGGACAUCGUAAAACAAAACAUACAUUUACAAACUAAGUUACGC